AGUAGCAUCAGCAGCAGCAGCAGCAGCAGCCGCCGCCACAGCAGUGGCAGUAGCGACAGUAGCAGCAUUUAGCAAUAGCUUCAACAGCGAUAGCGGCAGUAGCAGCCGCCCUCCUCUCUCCCUCCUGCGGACGGCCGCAGCCACGGCACUCAGCAGGCUCCAGCGCCGUGCGCGCAGCCCACUGGUGAGAUAGCCCCGGCCGGAGCAGGCGGCGGUGCACUAGAAGAGCGGACCUCAGGAGCAGCCGGCGGCCACUGAGACGCUGAGUUUUAGGGCCAUAACCAGACAGCUCUGAAACCAUCCAGCACCGCCGCGGCGGCGGCGCCUGAGGGAGAGAGGCGCGUCCACCUGGCGGGCCCGGCGCAUGGAGCUGAGGCAGAGGCGGCGGCGGCGGCGGCAGCAGUAGCAACAGCGGCGGAGGGGACAGCUUGAGCAGCUGCGGCGACGGGAGCAGCCCAGCCUUGACUGCGGCCGCGCUAGCUCCAGCGCCAGCUGCCUGAGUCCGCCGGCGACGCGUGUCUCCGGAGUCGGCCUGGGAGGUUGGACAGCAUUUGGACUUGGAAUGAAACAAUAAGAGGUUCCAUUCAUGGAUAACCAACAAGAUAAGGCUAUUGUUGCCUCAACCAACGGAGAAAACACUAUGAUUAAUGGGGUCAAGGAAAAUGAUUCAGAGGACCAGGAUGUGGCAAUGAAGUCAUUUGCAGCUCUAGAAGCUGCUGCACCAAUCCAGUCUAUACCAGUGGCUCAAAAAGAGAACCUGAUGUACCCCAGAGGUCUCCUGCCUCUGCCCUCUAAGAAGCCCUGUAUGCAGAGCCCUCCCUCUCCUUUGGGCCUGAUUGAAGCACCUGAGCAUGCUGCUAAUAGUGCUUCUGUGAACGCCAUCUCCCUUACAUCUGGUGUUGCAAAGGGCCUGAACACAUGGUCAUUGCCCAAUGAGUGUGAGAAAGCUCCAUUUGCCAUAAUGGAGCCUGCAGGCAUGUCAGCUCUGAAUGGGGACUGCCUCAUGCAGCCAAGCCGGACUUGCCUGGGCUGCUUCAUGGACUCCAAGGAUGCAGUAGAUCCUGAGCCAGGGAUCAGUCUAAAAGUCAGUGAUCUAAACAGGGAUUAUGAAACCUGUGCAGUCUCUGAUAUAGGGAUUCAGUGUAUUAAUGCUGGAGAAAACAUGAAAUACGGAGAACAGCUUCUCUCAGAUCAGCUCCUAGGCUUCCCCUUGCACAAAUCAAGGGCAGGAGAUAGACGAGAAGCUGAGAAACCUGACAUUGACUUGGAGGACCCAGGUCAGAAAAGUUAUUAUGAGGCAUUAUUGUUAGAUAAGUGCAAUACAGAAGAGGCUUUGCUGGCAAAUUCCAAUCAGGAUUGGGGUUACUUUGAGACUUUCAUUAGUGAGAGUAAGAUUGAACUACUUGACCUCUGUUCCAAGAAUGAGCUGUCUGUCAACCUCUUCUCUGAAGAAGAUGUGGAUAACUACAUGUUUGAUGAUGAUGAGUCAACACUGGGAAGUGAUGUCUGCUCCCUGAAAAUUCGAUAUGAGUCCUUCCAGGACAAUGUUCGAGACAAGACCACCCUUUUGAUGCAGGAGGAUGCCCAGUUCAAUUUUUUUCCCAGUGUCUUUACUACAUGCCCCAAGCGGGAGUCUAAGACUGGGGCCCUGAAGCAAAGUAGCGAUUUUUCCCAAUUCAAGGUCCCUGAUGUGAGCAUUAUCUGGGGGGAGGAAGAUAAAAACCUGGACAAGAAGAAAGGCAAAGAAGAAGGCCAGGAAGAAAAAGGUGCAGAGAAAAAAGAUGGGAAGGAUAAUGAUGAAAAAUCUGCCUUAAAUAAACCAUGCAGUGGAACUGAAGUAGGGCAAUUUAAGAAUCUAAAGCAAGGCCAUCUUGCCAAUUCCUUGGAGGCAUCAGGGAAUUUCAGUGAUGGUAGUUCCUUCAUUGAGGUCUCAUUUGAUACCAUGGGGGAGAUCAAGGACUGUAGCCGCUAUAUGGCUCGGGACACUAAUUCUGGCAGCUCCUCCUCCCAGCAGAACUAUGGGCUACGAGCCAAGAGAAAAGUCAGGUAUAGUGAAGAUUAUCUGUAUGAUGUUGACUCACUAGAGGGUGAAAAAGUAAAUGAGAGGAAGGAAUGGCUGCCAGGUGGUUCUAUAGAAGAAGAUGAUGAUGAAUGGUGUCCCAAAAAGAGAAGAAAAGUAACCCGUAAGGAGCCCCCUGUUAUUAUCAAAUAUAUUAUCAUCAAUCGUUUUAAAGGUGAGAAAAACAUGCUGGUAAAGUUGGGUAGAGUGGAUGCCAGUGAAACAACAGUUAAUUUGAGUGAAAAUCAGCUCAACAAAUAUGCCAAGCUGGCUCCCUUGAAGGGCUUCUGGCAAAAGAAGAAAAAGCAGAGAAACAGCAAUGCAGACUCCAGCAAAACAUCUUUAUGCCAAAAGCAAAGCUUUGAACCAGGUAGCUUUGAGAUGUCAUUUCUGCCACCUGCUCGCAAACGAAAAUCUAAACUUGGCAACAGGCACAGGAUUCAAAGAAUCCCAUCCAUAGAAACGUCAGCAAGUGGUAAGCAGGUUUCAUUCUGCAAUGAUGAGAGGCAAGCUAAUAAUCGUAAAGAAGAUGGAGGCCUGAAAGGCACACUGAAGUCAGCACCUCUGGCUGCCCCCAGCUGUGCAAAUGGAUCACAUUUAAAUGACAUCACAGGUCCUGACUCAGAGAAAGUCAAAGCCCAAGAUGGUCAGUUUAAGGCACCAGAGAGGAAAGUGCUUAACAAAAUCAAAUUUAAAAGUGAAGCCAGGUUAAAAUCCAAAAAAAUCAAAGCUGGGCAAGAAAGCAAGCCAGUUGUUCAAAUGAGCCCUCUUUUGGAAAACCAAUCCUCCAAGGCUAAUUCAAAGAAUGAAGCUAUUGCUGGGACCUCAAACAGUUCUCAUCUAUCUGAAUUUCAUGAGACAAAGGUUGCUAAGAAUUCUACUUUCCUACCAACCAGCUGCUCUUCUGAAAUGCCUCUAUCAUCUGCUCAUGUUGCCAACAAUAUACCUGUUAUUCCUGGAGGGUAUCUACAGACAUUGUUAGAUGCUUCUGACUUGUCAAAUAAUACUGGUAUCUCAUACUUCAAUCAUCAUUCUCCAGAGCAAAAUGAAGACAGGCUCACUCAAACAGAAAAAUCAUUUGUACCUCUCCAACCCUCCCAGGACUGUGUGCUUUCCUCACCUUCCGAGUCUGAGCUGCUUCAGUCAUCCCAAAACUUCAAAAUGGAAUCAAGCAGCUAUGGAGAUGUGUGGCACAACAAACCUACUUCUGGCUCCCAGGAAUUCAUGGCUGAAGUCUCAAGGGAGAUAGUUCCAACCCAGUCCAGUGAAUUUGGAGUCUCCCAAGUAGUCUCCAUGGAAAAUAGCCUCACAGCUACAACAUACAAUCCAAUCUGUCUCAAUAGUGGUGGCAGCAGUUGCAACAAGGUCAUAUAUACCUCUGUGCAAGACACCCAGCUCUCAUCUGAUGACUCUUAUCAAUUAUGUCACUUUAAUAAUGGAGAGGUCUGCUUUCCUUUCCAGCAGGGUCCAGUCAAUAUGGACAAUGUGCGGCUCUUUAGCUUUGAUUCCAUUGCCCCACUCUCUGUCAACUCAAGCAAUUAUUGCUCCUUAAGCUUGAAAUCUUGUGAAAAGGAUGGUGAUGAUGAUAUUGCUGAUGACUUCUUGGCCCACUGCAGCCCCAAGCUGGUGAUACAGCAGAGCAUUGAUGAGAUAGCACCACUAAAGGAGUCCACUGACCUCCUGGAUAUCUCCAACUUCACUCCUGACAAAUUCCGCCACUCUUCCCUCUCAGAGAUAUCUCCACCUGAUACUCCCAGUCUUUCCCCUCAAAUUACCAGAUGUGAGAAUAUCAAGACACUAGGAACACUAAAAGGAUUUCAAGAGGGUGUCCCAGGAACACUGGGCAAUAUGGAGAAAAUCAAGUGGGACUGCAGUACCCUUUCACGGCAGGUUCAAGUGGAUGAUGGAUUUACUUUACAUAACCAUCAGUUUCAGUUCCAUAUGUUCAAUGAUGAGGAUUCUGUCAGCCUACUCCAGAAAGCCCCUUGCUUAUCAACAUUUAAUGAUCCAUCUAGUCAAAUAAGUACCAGCAACAAGGUGUCAAAAUCAAGAAAGAAAAGUUCACCCAGCAAGAGUGGGGCUAUGAACCAAAGUUCUUCUCAGAAAAACAACAGGAAAAAAACCCCCAAAGGCAACAACAAAGGGAUUGAAAAGCCACCUGGCAAAACCUCCCGCCAGGUCCCUAAGUCAGCAAAGAAAGGGAAAUUCGUGGCUGCAAUCAAUGGAGAGAAAAUGCAAAUUGGCGUCAGUUGUGGAGGAGGCCAAAUCAACAGCAUAUCCUCCACAGGGAAGACAUUGGCUGAAUGUAUCCAACAUGGCCCUGUGGCCUCUAUGAAGAUGCCAAGUCAGAAAGGACUUUCUGGAGACUGGUCUUUGGGGAAGGAGAGCAGCCCAGGCUGGAAUGACAUAAACAUGGGCACCAACACCAAUAACCUUUUGGAUGAUGACCAACGGGAAUUUCAGGAGCCUUCAUAUAUCUUGUCCAACAUUGCCUCUGGUAUGGCAGAUGUGCAGAGGUUCAUGAUGGCCUCCAUAGAACCCCUUUGGGAACCCACGGAGCACCAUGGGGACCCCAAUGUAUUCUACUCCCCUGAGUCCAAUAGUCUAAAAUUAAAAACCCUCAAAAUAUUGGCUGGGACACCACAGGAAUCUAAGAAAAAGGUCAACAGUGGCUCUCCAGGAGCCACUAAGAAUCACAGGUCUACCAAGGGUGUGAGUAAAAGCAAUGGGAAAGCAGCGAUAGGUGAUCCUGGUCGUGCAAGCAUGUCUGGUUAUAAUGAGGACUCUCGCUCUGCCUUCUUUGAUAAAAAGCUUAAUAACCUGAGCACUUUAGGCAAUAAUGUACCAACACACAAAAAGUUAUAUCGUCACAAAACCAGCUCCAAGGCCCUGAGAGAAGAGAAAUGUAAGGGAAAGCGUAUGGAGCGAGAACAAGUCCACAAGGAUGAGGCUGGGACAGCUUCUUUUGAAAAACUGAGGUAAUACUGCACCAAAAUGGCUGAGAUGAUGCACCUUAGCUUUCCUACUCUGCUAAGCCCACAGUCCCUCAUUUUUUCCCUCUUGAAAGCAAAAGUUUGCAUGAAAGAAACUGUCCCAUUCCUUUCUUUUUCAAAUUAAAACAAAAAGAAAAAAGUGCAUGAAAAUCCCUAUACCUCUAAGCCACCCAAAAGAUUGGGCAAUUUUGUUGUGGCUUGACUAGGGAUAAGUUUUGACAAGGCUACUUUUUCUGCUAGUCAGCAUUAAUUUUUACUUACUGAGAAAAUACAACUAAAAUAUGCUUUUGAACGAUUUGGGGAAGGGAAGGGCUUUGCAGUAAGAAAAAUUUUGACCAACAGAAUUUAAAAGUUAUAUAGACCAAAAAACCAAUGUGAUUUAAACAAAAAGAGCAUAAUUUAGAAAACAAAAUCUCAUCAUAAGGCAAUUAGGAGUGCUUUCUAGUGCCCCCUGCUAUUGGUAUCUUUUUCUGCAUCAUACGGCAUCUAGUAUGAUGUAAACAAAUUUAGAUUGUAUGAUCCCUUUGUGGGACAUACACUAAAUCUAACUAAGAUGGCAUAAAUUGUUUGGUUUUUCUGCAGGGAUUCCAACUACAAUCUCCUAAAUGCAGAAACAACAUUUUGGGUUUUACCUGUGUUUGAAGAAGAGACUCUCAUUUUCCAGAAAGACAUUUGAUGUUUGUGUUUUAUUUCUUUCAAAAUAUGCCUUGUGGUAUGUAUGUUGACAUGUAAGUGCUUAAAGAAAAGAAUUUUAAAGUGUGGGAAUAAGUCUUUAGAAGCAAACUUUAAUCUGAUGUUCUAUGUAAAAGACUUGAGAAGUCAUACAGUUGCACAAGUAGUUUAUGCACUAUUUAUCCAAGGGGAAAUAAAGGAAAACAUUGUGCCAAACUACAAACAGGUGACUGUAUUGUAUAUAUUUUUACUUCUAUAUCAACAUUUGGUUGUGAGUAUUUGGGGAACUUGUCCCUGUUAAUUUAAUAGAAACCAUCCAGUGAUUAUUGCUAUUAACCACCCCCACUUAUGUGGAUAGCACCUGUAGAUCACAGUGGAAAAAUAUGUUGUGUUACACAAUUUACCAAAACUUAAAGGAUACUGUUUGAAAUGUGCCAAAUUUCCUUACCUCAUCUUACAUAUUCACCCCCACAGUUUAAAGCUCAUUAAUUAAUUUAAAAUAUAAGAAUUCAUACCUUAUUUUUAAAAUUAAAAUUCUACUGUCCGGUGUGGAAACAUGAACCAUUAAAUAAGGCACAAUAAAGGUUUGUUUGUUCCAUUGUCUAAGGGUUAAAGUGUUGCAAAAGUCUGAAAGUCACAACAGCUAAGUCCAUCAGGGACCCAAGUAUAUGCAUUUACAGAAACUUUUACAAGGAAACAAAGCAGCUGCUUUAAAGUUUGUUUUCUAAAAGGAAAAUCUGUAUCUGAAAAUUAUUUAAAGUGCAAAGUUAUAUUGCUGAUACUUUAUAUCUCAGUUUUAUAUAUUUUAUAAUAGUCUGGGAUAAAUUAUAAAAUAGCUAUAAAAUCAAGACUAUGAUAAAUGAAAUACAUAGAUUGCUUUUAAGUAGUUUCAUAAAUGUUUUAUUCCAGUUUUGUCAGAAAUGCACUCAUAUCAUGGCUUUAAUGUUAAGUGUUUAAUCUUGCAAUGCCAAUGUCAUUUAAAGAAAAUGUUAAGGUAUCUCAGUUCGAUGCCUAUGAAUCACAUACAUAUAUUUGAUAAACUGAAUAAUUCGUAACAACUAAUUGAGGCCAUAUAUACUUAGUCUGAGGAUGACUAGAGUAUCUGAUGCCACACACUAAACUUAAAUCUCAAUCUUUUAUAUAAAUUUUUGAAAUCACAUUUUUUAUUUAGCCCUUUCCCUUUUCAAAAAAUUUCACAGCCCCAACAUCCCUCACAACUAGCUUUUUCUUCCCUUUUAUUCACCACUUGACUUUUAACAUUUGAUCUCUUUUCCUUGCACAGUUGAAGGCCUGUGUGUCUGAUGACUGAUGCAUUAUGGCACAGAUGAGAUAAUGGAUAUGAAAGCGCUUUGUAGAUCGUAAAGUGCUAUACAGAUAUAGGGGAUUAAUAUUAUUAAUGUUGUUGGUUGUUGUUGUUGUUACUCUUACUAUUCUUACUAAUAUUGUUACUAACCUAUUAACUU
Messenger RNA from Capra hircus (goat), 7187 nucleotides. It is a transcript of the gene NEXMIF, whose product is annotated as KIAA2022 ortholog. Bases 587 to 5041 code for a protein of 1484 amino acids. Lineage: Eukaryota; Metazoa; Chordata; Mammalia; Artiodactyla; Bovidae. Gene Ontology annotation, biological process: negative regulation of cell adhesion mediated by integrin; negative regulation of cell-cell adhesion mediated by cadherin; negative regulation of cell-matrix adhesion. The record is from RefSeq and is a predicted model, not a curated record. Gene Ontology annotation, cellular component: nucleus. The transcript is spliced from 3 exons.